AUGGCCUUGUGUUUGCAGAAGCGGACCAAAGAGGAGGCUUUCGCUCGUUUCAAGGAGCUCGUGAGCAAACUGCAUCCUGGUUUCCUGAGAACAAAUGGCUCCAUGGCCGAGCCUGUGGACAUGGCUGUUUGUGCCGUGUUCGAGAUGCUCAAGAAGAAGAGUAAGGUCCUGACCGACCACCUGCACAGGGUGGACAUGCAUUUCUAUUUGACAGGAUUCAUGCCUGGCUGGUUCUUGUCGAUGUUCGCCUCGGAGUUUGCUUUGCCGGCAAGCGAGCAUCUCUGCAACCGCCUUCUUGAAGGCGAUGCCAUCGAUCGCCUGGUGCCGCAAUUGGUCGCAGCUGCCAUCCUCCGUUCAGCGACGGAGAUCGUGAAGCUCGAGGACGCCGACGACUUGAUUCGCGUCCUGAAAGGUUCGCUCUCGGAGGUCAGGACCGGGAAGGAUCUGGAGGCUCUCGUGAAGGAGAUCGAGGAGCCCAUGGAGCCGAUCCCAACAGUGGAAGUGGCAGAAGUGGGAGGCUUCCUCGCCCUGAAGAGUCUGGGGCCGACCUCGGCCAGCGUGGAGACUGGGACUGGGAGGGCAAAGCCAAAGCACACAAAACGGCCCGGCUCGGGCCGAAGCCUCUUGUUGCCCCUCACGGUCUUCUUCGUCCAGUCGACCUUUGUAUCCUUCGCUCGCCGCCAGGGACUGGGACUCCAGGGAUCCCCGUUGCCUUCGGCUUUGCCUUCUUUGCCAGUCACCAAAGGAUUCACUCCAACAUCGCCACGAGCUGCGUUGCUGCGGGUGCAGGAAAUCGCGGACAGUCCCAAGAAAGUGCGAAUGCUUCGCCCUGCCAAGCAGCCAGACAAGAGCCUGAUGAAGCGAAAGAUCGCAGCGACAACCAAAGCGCUGGAAGAGGUCCGCAAAGUCCGGGCCCAGCAGCGCGAACGCCAUAUCGAGCUGGGCUUGCCCAUCGUUUCCCUCGUCGGCUACACGAACGCCGGAAAGUCGACACUGAUGAAUGCACUGGCGCAGCAAGUCGAGGUGAAGGCCAAGGAUCGCCUCUUUGAGACGCUGGAUCCCACACGGCGCUCUGUGACACUACCAGGCGGUCGUCAGAUCAUGCUUGCAGACACAGUCGGCUUCAUCCAGAGGCUUCCUGAGCAGCUCGUAGCCGGAUUUCGUGCCACCUUGGAGGAGGUGGUGGAGACAACUCUGAUCCUACACGUGGUCGACGUGUCCUCUCCAAUGGCUGCUCAGCAGAUCGCCAGUGUUCUGAAAACGCUCAAGCGCCUGCGGAAGUUCAAGCCGACAACGCCGCAAAUCAUGGUCUACAACAAGGUGGACCGGCUAGAAGGUGACCAAGCGGAGCAGCUAGAGCAAAGUCUGAGCUAUCCCGACCCUGGCAUUGUCGGCCAUGUGCAGAUCUCGGCGCUGAAGGGAACAGGCUUCACGGCCUUGUCUGAGGCUAUUGAGGAGACCCUCAUGAAGCAUACAGACUUUGGUGCUGCAAGCAUGAGACUUCUGAUCCCUUACACGGACUCUGCCGUCUACGCGAAGAUGAAGUCUGGUGACAGCCAGGUGAAGAUCAACUCGGAGGCGCACACCUCGGAUGGCUAUUUGCUCGAGGUAACAGCAUCGACGACUGCGGAGCGGAUGCUGAAGUCCUUCGAGGUCAGUGAGGAGGACUACGAGAUCAUAGCUGAAAUGUGA
Molecule: messenger RNA, 1692 nt
Organism: Symbiodinium sp. CCMP2592
Lineage: Eukaryota; Dinophyceae; Suessiales; Symbiodiniaceae
Source: the annotation of a GenBank genome assembly